AUGCCGCCGGCGCUGCUCAACCUCGACCUGCACAUCAGGGACAUUGGACAGUUCCUGGAAUCUGCCGAUUUGACCGACGCCAUCCUGGUAGCCCACGCCUACGCCGGCAUGGUGAUAACCGGCGUUGCUGAACGCUACCCACAACGGAUUGCCGCGCUGGUUUAUGUCAAUGGCGUGGUGCCCGCCGACGGCGAAGCCAUGGUAGACCAGUUGCAAACCGUUCGCGGUCCGGAAUUCGUGGCCCGCAUCCGCAAUUACAUUGAAAGUGGCGAACCAUUCAUGGCACCUCCAACCACGGCGGAAGAGAUAGCCGAUCGUUGGUCCAUCACCGACCCGGCCGACCAGGCAUUUAUGCUACCCCGAUUAUCGCCUCAGCCAACACUCACGUUCUCGCAAGCGGUGCGCACGGGCAAUCCUGACGCAAACAACCUGCGUCGCGAGUUCAUCCUGUGCAGCGAAUCCGGGUUCGAAGCAGUGGCUGAGCAGGCCACCGCCUCCGGUUGGCCGGUGCACCGCAUCGACACGGGGCAUGACCCCAUGGUUACCACGCCGCAGGAGUUGUCGACGAUUCUCCUGGACAUCGCCGGUCGGUGA
This is a messenger RNA of Geodia barretti, 594 nucleotides long. Lineage: Eukaryota; Metazoa; Porifera; Demospongiae; Tetractinellida; Geodiidae. The record is from the annotation of a GenBank genome assembly.